Molecule: messenger RNA, 1452 nt
Organism: Fusarium graminearum PH-1
Lineage: Eukaryota; Fungi; Ascomycota; Sordariomycetes; Hypocreales; Nectriaceae
Exons: 3
Coding region: 1-1452 (483 amino acids)
Source: RefSeq, a predicted model, not a curated record
AUGUCUCGGUUGACAAUCGCAUCGACAUUGGCCAUCGCUGGCCUUCUCGCAGAACCCGUUGCAGGUUUGGCAGGCUGGUGGACUUGGUCGCCCGAAACUCUCACACCUCAUUUCGCCUACCAAGACCCAGGAUCUGGGGAUCUUGUGCACAGCUCUUGCAACAGCAAUGGCUCGGCAGCUUUCUCAACCGACAGCCCAAACAAAUUCCCCGUCAAAACCCAGCCGAAGGCUGCAACACCACUUGCCGUGACGGGUUGGUGGGAUGAUGACCUGAAUACGCCGAUUGCAACCGACGACUCGAUCAUUAAUGCGUUCUUUACAUGCGACAACAAAACAGGCAACUAUAAGCUCAAUCCCGAUGGCAACGACAUUGUAUCCGACCUUGCGGGCGCACCCUCUGUACACGAAAAGACUGGCCUAGCGGUGACGGAACUCGGAGACUCGGGCGGCUACCGACUAUAUUACCACGACGAAGACGGGCUGGUCAAUCUGCUGGCGUACGACGAUGAUACAGACUGGCGAUACGAUGGGCCUGUGUCGCUCAAGAAGAGCGGUGGCAUGGCGAUAGCGGCGCUGCAAACAAAAGGCACAAAUGUAUCGGUCGUUUAUCCAUACGAUAGCAAGAACAUUGCUGUUGCUCGCUUCAACAAUGAGAACAAGAACAAAUGGAGUCUGGAAUCGUUCCCGACACCAUUCGAUAGCCCAGCGCCGACGAACAAAACCGACCCUUCGGAUAUGGAACUCGAUUCCUCGGAGGACCGCUCCUUCCAGCUCUCAUCCUUCGAUAGCGCGACCAACCUUGGUCUUUCUGCGACAACGAAACAACAACUGGCGGUGUUCUAUAUAGGUGAAGAUGCUGAGCUACACGGAGCAUCAAAUGCCGAUGGGGGCUGGGAAGAGCUGGAAACGCCUGGCAAAAAGAAAUGGCCACAUUCAGACAAUGAGUCCGGACGGUUGGCUGUUGUGUCUCCCUUGUCAUCGGAUGAGAUCUGGAUAUACUAUACAAGCGGAGACAAGGUCAUGGAGCUGCAUAGGGAUAGCAAAGGCACAUGGGACAAUGCCAGGACUCCCUCUUCGACGAGUGCGACAAACGCCGACGACUCAACUGGAUCUGACGGGGAUGACGACUCGAAAGACACAGAUGGUGGUUCUGGCUCUGGCGAGGACGCGACUUCAUCCUCGUCAACAGGCAUGACAACCGGCGCAAAGGCUGGAAUUGGUGUCGGUGUCGGUGUCGGCGCUUUGGCUGUCGCUGCAGCUGCUUUCUUCUUCCUCCGAAGACGACGUCAGAAGGCUGCUACAAACGAGGGCAAGGAGUCAGUUGGAGAACUUGCGUCAAGAAAUAGCUAUCAUGAGCUGCAGACCGAAGUGCAUGAGCCACAGGAAAUGCCGUUGACGACACCCCAUCAACAGCACGAGUUGCUGGGUGAUACGAGACACAGAGCUGCAUAG